Molecule: messenger RNA, 810 nt
Organism: Closterium sp. Yama58-4
Lineage: Eukaryota; Viridiplantae; Streptophyta; Zygnematophyceae; Desmidiales; Closteriaceae
Source: the annotation of a GenBank genome assembly
AUGUCGUCCUUCCUCAGCCUCGCCCUGCGGUUUAAUCGAACUCUUGUCAUCAAGCCGGAGACGUUCAACAGGGCCACGCAGGCCUGCAGAGACCUGGGCCAGGGCAACAACUUGGAGUGCUAUUUCUUCCCGUUGGGCGCCCCUGCGUGUUUGCAGGUGGCACUGGCAGCGGAGGCGAAGGGGGAGGUGGUCAACAGCGACGGCGUGGCCAUGGAGGAGAGGGAGCGCAUUCUGGCGUCGGAUGCGGUGGUGGUGCAGGUGGCCAAUACAGGGCUGUUCGGUGAAGUGGGUGCCACCGACCUGUGGGGUGCUCCAUCUCUCGACCGGCCAUUCUCAAUACAGCAGCUGGGGAGAAUACAAGGCCAGUACUUCGCAUGGGGACAGGCGCGCUGGUGGCGGUCACAGGCGCUGCGCUUCAUGCUGCGCUGGCCCUCCUUGCACCUGUGCCACGCCACCAACCGCAUGCGCCACUCCGCAUACGGCCUCCUAGUAGCAGACCGAGUAGUAUCCUUUGCCCUCAAGCAGGCCGACCUGCUACAAGCACUCAACGCCUCUGCUGCUGCUGCUGCUGCUGCUGCUGCUGCCGGCAGUGCUAGCAGCACUGUUCCUCCCGCCUCCUCCUCCUCCUCCUCUUCCUCGUCGCCCACCUCUCAAUACCCCUCCCACAUGCAUGUGCGGCAGGGCGACAAGGGCAUCGAGAUGUCGCUGCACUCGCUCGCCAGCUUUGUCUUCUUCGCCUACCGCAUGCGCCGCCACCGGCCGGACCUUCAAUACAUCUGGCUCAGCAGCGAGAUGGAGGUGAGGAGGUGA